AUGUGGAAUAUCUGUGUUAGACCUAUUAUUGAUGUAAAUGCGACUCGGUGGAGUAGAAACAUUACCCUACGAGUGGAAAGGAAGGACAAAAUUGAGAGUGUGAAGGCAAAGAUUGAGGACAGGAUUGGAAUUUCCCGAGACGAGAUAACGCUUUUCCGUUAUGAUGGAUAUUCUCCUCUCGACGAUAGACGCAGUCUUGCGUAUUACAACUUCCGAAACUUAUCCAGAAUCUCUUAUAAUUGCGGGAGACCAGACGGAAUGCUAAUCUUGCUUGAAGACUUUGAAGUCGAAAGCUCAGACACAAUUGACAAUGUGAAGGCGAAGAUUGAGGAAAAGAAGGGAAUUCCCCCUGACAACCAGACGCUCAUGUUUGGUAAUAAGGUGCUCGAAAAUGGUAAAACCUUAGCGGACUACAACAUUCGGAGGAAUUUCUUCAUCCGUAUUAUGCCCCAUAACGAAACUGGUUCACAGAAUGCCUGA
Molecule: messenger RNA, 480 nt
Organism: Cryptomeria japonica (Japanese cedar)
Lineage: Eukaryota; Viridiplantae; Streptophyta; Pinopsida; Cupressales; Cupressaceae
Product: polyubiquitin-like
Exons: 1
Coding region: 1-480 (159 amino acids)
Biological process (GO): modification-dependent protein catabolic process; protein ubiquitination
Cellular component (GO): cytoplasm; nucleus
Molecular function (GO): protein tag activity; ubiquitin protein ligase binding
Source: RefSeq, a predicted model, not a curated record